Brenthis ino (lesser marbled fritillary) is the source of this 483-nucleotide messenger RNA. The record is from the annotation of a GenBank genome assembly. Lineage: Eukaryota; Metazoa; Arthropoda; Insecta; Lepidoptera; Nymphalidae.
AUGAAAAAUCCAUUAUCGAAAUCGUGUUCACACUGCUUGAAAUCAGAACAUUUCAUCGGGGCUUGUUAUUUCCCUGAAAAUAAUGUUAAUGGUCAAGAAAUACAGUUGCCGCCAGGCCAAGAAUGCCAAAUGACUCCAGUUAUUCAUGUUCUGCAACACCCUGGUUGUGUGCCAAAGCCAAUUCCUUCAUAUGCAUGCAUCGGCAAAUGCACGAGCUAUGUACAGGUGUCCGGUAGUAAGAUUUGGCAAAUGGAGCGUUCAUGUAAUUGUUGCCAAGAGUCAGGAGAACGAGAAGCCACCGUUGUUUUGUUCUGCCCAAAGGCCAAAAGUGAGGAGAAAAGAUUUAGAAAGGUAUCCACGAAAGCACCCUUAGAAUGCAUGUGUCGUCCUUGUGGAACAGUCGAUGAGAGUUCAAUAAUUCCUCAAGAAAUCGCUGGAUAUGCUGAUGAAAGCCUUUUACAAAGUCAUUUUAGAAAAAGCUUA